GAUAUAAACUCAGCUAUCAAUAUGCAGGAUCAAGAUGGCAACAUAUCAGUUUGGAAGCGGAUAGAAAGAACUAUGUAUUGGGUAACCUUCUGUGUGGCACAAAGUACGAACUCUAUUUAAAGGCAUUCAAUUCGGUUGGCGAGAGUCCACCGAGUACAAUUAUACGUGCGGCAACUAAAGGACAAGCACCAGGACGAUCAGAGCAGGACGAGUUUGUAACAGUGAACUCAACGUCGGCCAUGUUAUUUGGAGAAUUGGCCGAACGGAGGGUGUCCAGUCACCUUCAAGGUGACUUAUCGAGCGCAUGGCGACAACAACUGGAAGAUAUUCGGGUCUUCAAUCUCUCCUCAAGAUGCAGUGGUUAUGUCCAACUUGAAACCAGCCACCUACUAUUACCUGAGAAUUGAAAUUAGUUCAGACUCGGGACGAGUUCAGCAUGAGUACAUCUUUGCUACGCGGUCUCUCACAGGAGAAAUGAUAUCAUUGGAGCUCGGUCCAGAGAAAUCGUUUUCCGUCCUACAAUGGAAUAU
This is a messenger RNA of Nilaparvata lugens (brown planthopper), 530 nucleotides long. Its product is annotated as Down syndrome cell adhesion molecule-like protein Dscam2. The transcript is spliced from 3 exons. The record is from RefSeq and is a predicted model, not a curated record. The annotation marks the transcript as partial. Gene Ontology annotation, molecular function: protein binding. Lineage: Eukaryota; Metazoa; Arthropoda; Insecta; Hemiptera; Delphacidae.